This is a messenger RNA of Daphnia pulex (common water flea), 1131 nucleotides long. RefSeq names its product trypsin-1-like. Gene Ontology annotation, molecular function: serine-type endopeptidase activity. The record is from RefSeq and is a predicted model, not a curated record. The transcript has 6 exons. Gene Ontology annotation, biological process: proteolysis. The coding region runs from base 15 to 869 and encodes 284 amino acids. Lineage: Eukaryota; Metazoa; Arthropoda; Branchiopoda; Diplostraca; Daphniidae.
UGAAGAAAAUAAGAAUGAAUUCAAACUGUUUAAUAUAUAAAUGUAUUUCCUUUGAGAAGAAAGCCAUGUUGUAUGCUCUUGUUUUCACCAUUUUUGUCACUUUUGUCUCAGGGGCGCCUAAUGAAGAAUUAGGGCGAAUCAUAGGAGGUUCCGAAGCAAAUAGGACAGGACAGUUCCCUUAUGUCGUUUCCAUCUCUUUGCAAGAUCAGCACAUUUGCGGUGGAUUCAUUUACAACGAUGGAUGGGUCGUUACAGCAGCAGAAUGCGUCCAUGGAAAAAAUCAAUCGGAAUUGAAGGUUACCAUUGGUGCCCUGUCGCUCAUCAAUCCUGAUCCAGAGGAGCAAAGAAUCGCUGUUUAUAAAAUUGUUUUAUUUUCUCAAUUCGAUCCAGUUUCUUUGAAGCACAAUAUCGCUCUCAUCCAGCUGGCCCGACCGAUUGUAUUUGGCCCAACUGCUCAACCCAUCCGCUACGAUGAAAUCGAUGAGCUGGCCUUACCCUGGGACGCAUACAUUGUCGGAUGGGGUGCAAAGUUCGAAGGAGGAAUUCCAUCUCCAAGACUUCGUUGGGCUCCCAUUGACGAUCUUAAAGCAGAUUGCGGAAUUUUCAGUAUUGAUGAGUUUCAGCCGGACUCUAUGAUUUGUGCAGGUUCAACAACAGGAACUAUUUCACCUUGUCAGUACGACGAGGGGUCACCACUGACUCAAAGAACAAAUUCUAGUGGAAUUUCCAAAGAAAUUGUUGUGGGCAUCAUGUCGAAGAACAAGGGCUGCGCUGACCCGAGCUUGCCGACCAUAUACACUCGUUUGAGCACCUACUAUUACUGGAUUGUUCAGUACGCUGGGCAACAGCCAGACGCAAACCGAGUUUAAUUCCAACAGUUUAUAUUGCUCACCAUGCCUUUACCAAAAAAAUCACACUAUAGUUGUUGAUUUUAUCGAAAGUCGCAAAACGAUAAUACACAUGAUAUCAUAUGAAAUAAAAUUUUAUUUUCAAUUCAAAUGUUUAUUUGGUAGAAAAUGCAUAUGUUACUUAAUUGCAUGAUGGUCUCACUCUUUUUUUAAAGGAGUUUCCUAUAGAUAAAUUUAAACAACCUUAAUCAAGUAUAUAAUAAUACACGGUCUCACAGCAAAA